Molecule: messenger RNA, 1942 nt
Organism: Pipistrellus kuhlii (Kuhl's pipistrelle)
Lineage: Eukaryota; Metazoa; Chordata; Mammalia; Chiroptera; Vespertilionidae
Gene: GPR63
Product: G protein-coupled receptor 63
Exons: 1
Coding region: 212-1465 (417 amino acids)
Biological process (GO): G protein-coupled receptor signaling pathway
Cellular component (GO): membrane
Molecular function (GO): G protein-coupled receptor activity
Source: RefSeq, a predicted model, not a curated record
AGUCAAAUGCUAUUUAUGAAGCUCGUUUCUCAUUUACUUUCCGUAUUUUGGGCUUAUUUUCAGGCAAAAGGACUUCCGUGGAAGAUGGAACGCUGUCUGUUUUCCAGAACCUGUUCCCAAGCCUGCCAGGGAAACGUGAAACUGCUGCUGGGUGCUGAGAUGCUGGAAGAACACCUGCUGAGCUGCUAGCGCCUUCCUUCCCACUGAAACCAUGGUCCUCUCCGCAGCGCUGACUGCGCCCCAUACAGGGGCCACCAACACGACGUUCGUAGUCUAUGAAAAUACGUACAUGAAUAUCACGGCCCUACCACCAGUCCAGCAUCCUGGCCUUGGGCUUAGAUACAAUUUGGACACCCUGGCUCCCACGGGGAUGAGUUCCUUGACCGUGAAUAGCACAGCUGUACCCCCAAUACCAGCAGCUUACCAGAGCCUACACCUGCCUCUGCAAAUCAUCCUUUCCGCGAUCAUGAUAUUUAUCCUGUGUGUGUCUUUUCUCGGGAACCUCGUGGUGUGCCUCAUGGUUUACCAAAAGGCCGCCAUGCGAUCUGCCAUUAACAUCCUCCUGGCCAGCCUGGCGUUCGCAGACAUGCUGCUCGCCGUGCUGAACAUGCCCUUUGCCUUGGUGACUAUCCUCACUACCAGGUGGAUCUUUGGGAAGUUCUUCUGUAGGGUAUCUGCCAUGUUUUUCUGGCUGUUUGUGAUUGAGGGAGUAGCCAUCCUGCUCAUCAUUAGCAUCGACAGGUUCCUUAUCAUAGUCCAGAGGCAGGACAAGCUCAACCCCUACAGGGCGAAGGUUCUGAUCGCAGUGUCUUGGGCAGCUUCCUUUUGUAUAGCUUUCCCGUUGGCGGUGGGCAGCCCUGACCUGCAGGUCCCUUCCCGAGCGCCCCAGUGCGUGUUCGGGUACACAACCCACCCAGGUUACCAGGCUUAUGUGGUUUUGAUUUCUCUCAUUUCUUUCUUCAUACCCUUCCUGGUGAUACUGUAUUCCUUCAUGGGUAUACUCAACACGCUCCGGCACAACGCCUUGAGGAUCCAUAGCUACCCGGAGGGCAUAUGCCUCAGCCAGGCCAGCAAACUGGGUCUCAUGAGCCUGCAGAGGCCCUUCCAGAUGAGCAUCGACAUGGGCUUUAAAACACGUGCCUUCACCACCAUCUUGAUCCUCUUUGCCGUCUUCAUCGUCUGCUGGGCCCCGUUCACCACUUACAGCCUUGUGGCCACGUUCAAUGAGCACUUUUACUACCAGCACAACUUCUUUGAGAUUAGCACCUGGCUGCUUUGGCUCUGCUACCUCAAGUCUGCAUUGAACCCGCUGAUUUACUACUGGAGGAUUAAGAAAUUCCACGAGGCCUGCCUGGACAUGAUGCCCAAGUCCUUCAAGUUCUUGCCGCAGCUCCCUCGGCACACAAAGCGACGGAUACGCCCCAGUGCCGUCUACGUGUGCGGGGAGCAUCGGACGGUGGUGUGAACAUGGGAACUGCCUGAAAUUUGGGGUGAUGGUUGUUCUUUACUGGACUCUGAAUUUCCUUUCACAUGGCUUUUCCACUUACACGUUCCCAUUUUUUAUAGGCUUGUGUGUGUAAGUGUGUGUGUGUGUGGUGUGUGCAGUAUAAAGAAAGAAUGGUGACUAGUUAUAAUUCUGUUACCAAGGAAACACAAUAGGGCAGUGAUCACAGAUGUUACCUCCAGGAUUCAGCAGAAAUCCACUGUUUAGGGUGGGAAGAUGGUUCUUGUAUCUUUGGCUGAUUUUGUUUCGGAAGUAGGAAUCAAGACUGUGCUUUAUUGAGCCUGCAGUCACACUGAAUUUUGUCAGUGUUUGGGAUGCUGCUCAGGUGUGCUUAGUGGAGUUUAUUCUUUUUCUUCUGGAAAACACUGCUGCUCUCUUGCCAUUGUAUUGGAGCCAAAAACCACAUACAUCUCAGUAGAUAAAUAUUUACUUUUAUUU